This is a messenger RNA of Ziziphus jujuba (common jujube), 1696 nucleotides long. RefSeq names its product glutamate-1-semialdehyde 2,1-aminomutase 2, chloroplastic. Gene Ontology annotation, biological process: tetrapyrrole biosynthetic process. The transcript is spliced from 3 exons. The coding region runs from base 97 to 1527 and encodes 476 amino acids. Gene Ontology annotation, cellular component: chloroplast. Gene Ontology annotation, molecular function: transaminase activity; glutamate-1-semialdehyde 2,1-aminomutase activity; pyridoxal phosphate binding. NCBI's taxonomy places the organism in Eukaryota, Viridiplantae, Streptophyta, Magnoliopsida, Rosales, Rhamnaceae. The record is from RefSeq and is a predicted model, not a curated record.
GCCUUCUUAGUUCUUACACUUUUUCUUAUCUUCUGGACCCGAAAGAGCAGAGCAGAGCAGAGAGCAGAGGGAUAACAGAGAGAUUAGAGAGCAAAAAUGGCGAACACUACUUCUGGGGUGGUUGGUGUUGGGCUUUCGUGCUCUAAUCUGAAGCUCUCUAGGAGACCCAUUUCCCAAUUUUCGCAAACACGUCGUUUUUGCUGUGUGAAUAUGGCUGUCUCACUUGAUGAGAAGAAGAAGAAUUUCACCCUUCAGAAGUCUGAGGAGGCUUUCAAUGCUGCUAAGGAGUUGAUGCCUGGAGGUGUAAAUUCCCCUGUUCGUGCUUUUAAAUCUGUUGGUGGACAACCUAUUAUCAUUGAUUCUGUCAAGGGAUCUCAUAUGUGGGACAUCGAUGGCAAUGAAUAUAUUGACUAUGUCGGUUCUUGGGGACCUGCGAUAAUUGGGCACGCAGAUGAUGAGGUACUUGCAGCCCUUGCUGAAACAAUGAAGAAAGGAACCAGCUUUGGUGCACCUUGUCUUCUGGAAAAUACACUAGCAGAGUUGGUGAUCCUAGCUGUUCCAAGCAUAGAAAUGGUUCGAUUUGUUAACUCAGGCACAGAAGCAUGCAUGGGUGUUCUCCGCCUUGCCCGGGCUUACACUGGGAGGGAGAAGCUCAUCAAGUUCGAGGGCUGUUACCAUGGUCAUGCUGAUCCCUUCCUUGUCAAGGCAGGUAGUGGUGUUGCCACCUUAGGACUCCCUGACUCUCCUGGUGUUCCAAAGGCAGCCACAUAUGAAACUCUAACAGCCCCCUUCAAUGAUAUCUCAGCUGUGGAAAAACUUUUUGAGACCAACAAAGGAGAGAUUGCGGCAAUUAUCCUUGAACCUGUUGUUGGGAACUCUGGCUUCGUCCCUCCUAAGCCAGAUUUCCUAAAUGCCAUACGGAAAGUCACCAAAGAGAAUGGUGCUCUCCUUAUCUUUGAUGAGGUUAUGACUGGUUUUCGAUUGUCUUAUGGUGGAGCUCAGGAGUAUUUUGGCAUUACUCCUGAUUUAACAACAUUAGGGAAGAUCAUCGGUGGUGGAUUGCCUGUUGGUGCAUAUGGAGGAAGGAGGGAGAUCAUGGAAAUGGUAGCACCUGCAGGACCCAUGUACCAAGCUGGGACCUUAAGUGGAAACCCAUUGGCAAUGACUGCAGGUAUUCAGACCCUUAAGAGGUUGAAGGAGCCAGGAAGUUAUGAAUACUUGGAUAAGAUUACAGGAGAACUCAUUCAAGGUAUUUUGGAUGCUGGGAAGAAAGCUGGUCACGCAAUAUGCGGUGGCUAUAUAAGGGGAAUGUUCGGGUUUUUCUUUACAGAAGGGCCCGUUCACAACUUUUCUGAUGCAAAAAAGAGCGACACUGCAAAGUUUGGAAGGUUUUUUAGGGGCAUGCUGGAAGAAGGUGUAUACUUCGCACCAUCACAGUUUGAGGCUGGAUUUACAAGUUUGGCACAUACUACUGAAGAUAUCCAACAGACUAUAGCUGCAGCAGAGAGAGUUUUCAAUCGGAUCUAGAUUAUUGUGUCUUGCAUCACUAUUAUUUAUUUUCAUUUUUAUUUCGCUUCUGUAGAAUUGCCUGUUCUGUAGAUUUGUUGUAGAGGUUGUUGCUUAGUCCUAUUGUUUGAACGUGAGCAUGUUGUUUUGACAUUUUAUAAUGGAAAACUCCCGAGUGUCUCAUCUAAAA